This is a messenger RNA of Venturia canescens, 1924 nucleotides long. RefSeq lists its product as uncharacterized. The record is from RefSeq and is a predicted model, not a curated record. Gene Ontology annotation, cellular component: motile cilium. The transcript has 7 exons. Lineage: Eukaryota; Metazoa; Arthropoda; Insecta; Hymenoptera; Ichneumonidae. Gene Ontology annotation, molecular function: protein binding. Bases 438 to 1754 code for a protein of 438 amino acids.
GGGAAACGAAGAUUCGCAAAAUGUCCAUUUGUGGAUGUGGACUUUGGGCAAAAAAGUUCCUGACGGUUUGUCAAUUGUGUGUAUAAAAACACCUCGUUUUGGUCACGCUCAUUCAUUUAUUGAUUCAUUUAAUCGCAGCUAGGGUCAAACUGUCAGAAACGACCGGGGAUCGUGUCAAAAAGAUUUCUUUCAACGACCAUUAUCCACGAGAAUUUUUUCUCACUUGUAAUGAAAAUGUUGUAUUCGUAACUUGGGUACGUCCACCUUCAGCUUCCAUUCAUCGUUAGAAUCGUUUCACUAAAUUUUCUCCUGUGUCGACUGUACGUUAGAAAGAGGAUGGAACUUUGGAAACUGAGCGACCUAAGAUUCUGCGGAAGACACGUCGUUCUUCAGGCGUUUUCAACGAUUCGUGUUUCGUGUCGAAUACCCAUCGAGUUAUGACUGUCACGAGCAACGGCUUUGUUCUCGUCUGGGACGCACUCAAUCAGGAUGGAAAACCAACGACGAAUGGAGUAAAAAAAGGCUUCGUCAAGUCGGUGCCGCUCCAAAAAGCCAAUUUGACUUGCAUCGAAAAACACGAAGAAGUAAUCGUAAUCGGAAACAAUUCCGGUCGGUUGUAUUUUUACGACAACCAAUUGAGGCUUCUCUACUGGUGCAAAGAUUGUGAUUUCGAUUCGAUAGUCUCGAUUAGUUUUGACCGGGAGUCCAGCUUCAAGAGACCGGAAAAUCCUCCCAGCGAAUCUUCGAUUUCACAGUCGAGGAGCAUCGAUGAAAUUCUUGGAACUACCGAUGAGGAAGAAAUAUCUGAAUCAUCGAAAAGUGAAAUUGAAAUCGAGCAUGAGAAACAAAGGGAAACCAGUCACACCGAAUCGGACAAAAUUCGAGUUUUUUCUCAAAAUAUUGACAGCAAGGAAACUCGGGACAAAACGAUUCAAAGCUUUAUCUCAUCGGCCAUCACAAUCGACAUUGAUUAUCGGACGGCGAAUUCGACGAAAGGGAAGUUCCUCGAGCCUUCGGAUUGCACUAUCGAUGCUGCGUCUUUCGCAGUCCCGAUUUUUUUCGUUUCAUCGUCUUCAGGAAAAAUCGGAAGAUUGGACAUCGCCAAAUUGAAGUGUCGUUUCGUAGCAGACCCAGUUGCAGGAGCUAUCACAGCAAUUGCUGUUCGUCCACAGAGUGAUUACGUCGUCACCGGCGAUACUUUGGGAAUCCUCUCCCUGUACAAGUACACCACGAGAUCUCGUAUGGUCACGAAGAAAACACCGGCUGUACCGAAUUUGAAAAAGUUACUGAGAGUCGAAGAAGGAAAACUCGAUACGACCUACGUCACUCGCCCACAAAUUCACGAGAGUCUCGUGGGCGUUAGCACUCUCAAAUUCUCUCCAACGAAAGAUGGGAUUUUGGCCUGCGGUCUCAAAAGUGGUCUCGUAUGGAUUUUGCAUCCCGACACUUUGGAUCCUCUCGACCCAAAUCCUUUCAAACACUCGUCGAGCUCGAUAACGGAUAUUAUUUUCACAAAUAACGGAGAAUAUCUCGCGUACUCGGAUGACCUUUUCACUGUUGGAGUCUUCAGGAAAAACGUAACAGCGUCGCCGAUGGAUAAAAACCAAUGGAACUUUCUCGGCAAAUACCAUUCGCACUGUUCACCGAUUCGAGAAAUAUUGUUCCUCAAGCCUGCGGUCGGAAAAAUUUCACCGCGUUUAUUAUCCAUCGGUGAAGACAGAAAUCUCGUGGAAUACGAUUUGGAAAAAAGGUGAAAUUCUUUUGUACUCAAAUUUCAUUCCCAUUCCAAUCAUAAUUUUGGUCUGUUCAGUGGUCCAUAUCCGGAUCCGGGGUUGAAGAUUCUCCGUGCGAACCGUGUCGAGCGUUAUUCGGUGCCGCUGUGUAUGGCGGAUUAUCCAGAAUUUGGAGUCGAAACGUUUCUCAU